AACGUCUCCGCUCUGGAAGCGUGACUGCAGCAGCGUGCUGUUGUCCCAACAGCUGGUAGAUUUUAAAGGGCCAUGGCAUUCAACGUCGUCCUGGAUGGACCCCCUCCCUGGGGGUUUCGACUGACAGGAGGAAAGGACUUCAACCAACCACUGACCAUCUCCAGGAUCACUCCCGGCAGUAAAGCUUCCGGGGUCAACUUAUGUGCUGGGGACAUCAUCCUGGCCAUCGAGGGGGCCCCGGCUGCAGACAUGCUGCACUGUGAGGCCCAGAGCAAGAUCAAGGAGUGUUUCAACCAGCUCUGCCUCACUGUGGAGAGGAACGAAUCAAGGCUGUGGUCUCCGCGGGUGGUGGAGGAUGGAAGAGCUCAUCCGUUUAAACUCAACCUGGAAUCAGAACCGCAGGAAUACAAGCCAAUCGGAACUGCUCACAACAGGAAAGCUCAGCCAUUUGUGGCAGCAGCAAACAUCGACGACAAGCGGCAGGUGGUCAGCACGUCCUACAACACUCCCAUCGGCCUGUACUCCUCCGGUAACAUCCAGGACGCCAUGCAGGGCCAGAUCCGAGGCCUGGUGCUUCCCAAGCCUGAGAGUCCCAGGACUCUGACCAACAUCGAGGAAUCUGAUGUGUACCGGAUGCUGCAGAGAGACCAGGACGACCCCCAGGAGCCUCGGCAGUCCGGAUCAUUUAAAGCCCUGCAGGAGUUCAUUGACAGCGAUGGCACUCGACCCAUUGUGACUCGCACAGUGAAAGCCCCCACAACUAAACCCACUGCGCCUUCAGGAAACCUGCAGAAGCUGCCUGUCUGUGACAAGUGUGGGAACGGCAUUGUCGGGACGGUGGUUAAAGCCAGAGACAAGUAUCGCCACCCUGGCUGCUUUGUGUGUGCUGAGUGUGACGUCAACCUGAAACAGAAGGGUUAUUUCUUCGUUGAGAGCCAGCUGUACUGUGAGAUUCACGCUCGAGCCAGAAUGAGACCACCAGAGGGCCACGAUCUGGUCACCACAUUUCCCUCUUCCUAGAUCUGUCCAAUCACAAACGUCUCCUCUCAGGUCCUACAUCGCUUCAGUUUUCUUCUGCACUUUGUGUUUGUGCAAAAAUAACCGGAGCAGUGUGAAACCUUUUGAUCAGUAAAUCAGAUUUUGCAGCUGACAACUGAACACUGUGUGGUGGUCAUCACUGUAAAUCCCACUAUAAAUCCUUUUUUCAGUCUU
This is a messenger RNA of Poeciliopsis prolifica (blackstripe livebearer), 1212 nucleotides long. RefSeq names its product PDZ and LIM domain protein 3-like. Gene Ontology annotation, cellular component: filamentous actin; adherens junction; Z disc. The transcript is spliced from 7 exons. Bases 73 to 1020 code for a protein of 315 amino acids. Gene Ontology annotation, molecular function: muscle alpha-actinin binding; actin binding. Lineage: Eukaryota; Metazoa; Chordata; Actinopteri; Cyprinodontiformes; Poeciliidae. Gene Ontology annotation, biological process: heart development; muscle structure development; actin cytoskeleton organization. The record is from RefSeq and is a predicted model, not a curated record.